CCUAUGUUUGGUUCAUGGUAUUACUAAUACCAUUGUAAUACAUUACUGAUCUAAUCGGUGAAAUCCACCGAUUUGUAAUCUGUCCCUUUUGCCCAGAUUAGGCACCGCUUCAGUUUACCCUCCCAUCGGCUUCCCAUUUGUUUCUCUUCUGUUCCUUCUAGCCUCUGCCGAUUUGCUCCCUCUGUUUAUUUUCUUUUCUUUUCUGCCGAUUUGCCCCCUCUGUUUAUUUUCUUUUCUUUUCUGCCGAUUUGCUCCCUCUGUUUCUUUUCUUGAUAUUGUUCUUCAAAAUUAGAUGGUAAGUGUGGAGGUGCUCUUUGCUUUGUCCCUAUUGGGACUCUCCUUUCUUAGUUGCAUUAAUGAAGAAAGUUAGAAGAGUUUUGUGCCAAAAAGUUGCCAAGUUAUUAAAAUUUCAAUUCUGUAAUUCUCAGAAAAUACAGAUCUUUGUUUCUUUACUUCUCUGUUGCCAAAUUACAUACAGAAAAAUGUUCUGACUCUGGAAGGAAAAUUAAAAGGCAAACAGAUAUUCGAAUUUCACUUUUCAUGAUAGAUGGAAAUCUUCAGUUCUAGCAGAACCACAAUAAAAAUUCAUAGAAGUGAUCCAAUCCUCCGAAUCCAUUGGUUAUGCAGGAUGGCCAUCUAAAGACUAUUCUGGAAGGGAUCUCAAAGUUGGCAUCUGAUAAAGUGUUAGCUGAAGAUGGAUUUGCAAUCCAUCUUGGUGAAGCUUCUUUCUCAUUUUAAGGACUUGGAACAUGUGUUUUCUUUGAAUCAUUUUCUUCAGAUCUUAGAUAUGAUGCAUGGGAACUCUCGGGGCAUUGUCAAUAUGCAUAUACUUGAUAUGGCUACAAGGAAUGGUUAUGUACAUGAUCCAACAACCAUACAGUUACUCUUUGAAAUAUCACAGGCUUUACAUAGUGAUACUGAUCUUGUAAACAUGAAAAAUGAUGAUAACCAACAGCAAGCACGGUUUAUUUCUCGUUUUGUCCGAAUGGUAGACCAUGGAGUAGAGUAUGAACGACAUUUAGCAUUUCUUAUGGAAUGUCGUGGGGGCCUUAGUAACAUUAUUGAACUCAAGAUAAACGAACAUGUAUUAUCUGUCUGCUCGAAACUGAUUGAAACUGCCAAAUUGUGUUUGAAUGCGAAGGACAAGUAUCUCACUUCCACCAUUAGUUUUCAGGACAAGAACUUGCCUGCUGCAGCUGUCUCAUCGUCUAUUGCUAUCUGAUACACAUGAAAAUGGUUCUCAAUAACAAUGUUGAUCGGAUCGGGUUUUCUAUGAAUUAUUCAUGUGGGACACAUGAAUUGACAUGAUGGUAUGAUAAGUUCGUAGAAAGGCAUAAAAAAAAAUUAAUUAUACUUGUAUUGGAUGUUCAUCAUGGAGUCCAUGUAACAUAAUUGAAAACCGGUAAAUAGGCCAGGAAAUAUUCUUUGCAUUCCUUGAUUGUUAGACUUGGAACAGUUCUUGAAAAGAAAAGCCUUUUGUCUUUUUUAUAGAUCAUUCAUUUAUCUUGAUGUAAGUUGUAUGCCAUUAUUACAACUAGAUUUCAACAAAUGAUUAUGGGUGAAG
Gossypium raimondii (Peruvian cotton) is the source of this 1564-nucleotide messenger RNA. RefSeq lists its product as hypothetical. Gene Ontology annotation, cellular component: endosome. The transcript is spliced from 6 exons. The record is from RefSeq and is a predicted model, not a curated record. The coding region runs from base 695 to 1222 and encodes 175 amino acids. Gene Ontology annotation, biological process: endocytic recycling. NCBI's taxonomy places the organism in Eukaryota, Viridiplantae, Streptophyta, Magnoliopsida, Malvales, Malvaceae.